Malania oleifera is the source of this 348-nucleotide messenger RNA. RefSeq names its product stress enhanced protein 2, chloroplastic-like. The transcript has a single exon. Gene Ontology annotation, biological process: cellular response to high light intensity. NCBI's taxonomy places the organism in Eukaryota, Viridiplantae, Streptophyta, Magnoliopsida, Santalales, Ximeniaceae. Bases 1 to 348 code for a protein of 115 amino acids. The record is from RefSeq and is a predicted model, not a curated record.
AUGGCAACCGCGGCUCAGGCGAUAUUUAGCGAGUUGAGGGCGCAGAAAUCGGCAACUCCGCUCCAGAGGUCUCAAUCCACCGAAUCUCCCUUGGAAAAUGUGAAGAUCGUUCUGCAGCCUCGCUUCUACACGCUCAAAUCGUACAGUUCGGAGCCCGCGGGAGUGGUUAGGAAAAGGCGGGACGACGACGCGAGGGACGACGUUUCGCCGUUCUUCGAGACUCUAUCGGAGUACGUCGAGAGCUCGAAGAAGAGUCAAGACUUCGCGAAACUAUUUCGCCGUUCUACUUUCAAGCAAAUCUCGAUGAUCCAACAAGAUUUGUUUGUCACCAACAUUUCAACUGCCUGA